Numida meleagris (helmeted guineafowl) is the source of this 4732-nucleotide messenger RNA. It is a transcript of the gene BMP3, whose product is annotated as bone morphogenetic protein 3. The record is from RefSeq and is a predicted model, not a curated record. Lineage: Eukaryota; Metazoa; Chordata; Aves; Galliformes; Numididae. Bases 474 to 1862 code for a protein of 462 amino acids. Gene Ontology annotation, biological process: BMP signaling pathway; osteoblast differentiation; SMAD protein signal transduction. Gene Ontology annotation, cellular component: extracellular region. The transcript is spliced from 3 exons. Gene Ontology annotation, molecular function: growth factor activity; cytokine activity.
CGCCCUGCUGACUCCCCAGCUGCGCUCAGUGCCGUGAUUGCAUUUCCAGAGCCACCUCCGUCCCCGUACUCGUUUCUCUUUGGGUGGUGGUUUCCCCCUCGCUUUGCCUCCCGCUCGCAGCCGGAGCCCAGAAGCGAGGAGGCGGUGCGAUUGGCUGCGGAGCGGCCCCAGGAGCGGCGCUCACGCGGCACACGCACUGCUCACACCCCACCAAAACUCACUCGGGUGCGCUUGCAGUAGUCGGGGCGAGGAGCGAGCAACACCUCCACCUCUCGCCACGGGAAAUAAACACCGUCGCUGCAGCCAGCACCGGGAAGGACGGGCGCUCUGCGAGGCGGUGCUUUCCUCCACCCCGCUGCUUUUUUUUUUUCCUCUCCAUUUUUCUUUCUUUUUUUUUUCUUUUUUUUCCCCCCAAAAAGAGGAAUCCGCGGCUCUGAGUUCCUCGCACAGCGUCGCGGGUGCCGGGCUCCGCGAUGGCAGCUCCGGCCCGCUGGGUGCUGUGCUUGUGCUUGGGCUGCCUGUGCCUGGCUCCGGGGGACGUGCUGCGGGCCCGCUGGGCCGGGCUGCGGCGGAGGGCUGCGCGGGGCGGCCGGGCGAGAGCAGGUGACCACGGGCUGCAGCCGAGGGACAAGGUAUCGGAGCACAUGCUGCGCCUUUACGCGCAGUACAGCGCGGGUCCGGCGGAGCCGCCCCGAGAGCCGCCCGCCCCGCACCUCCGCCGCGGGAACACCGUGCGAGGUUUCCGCCCGAGGGCUGCAGGGAGCCCUGGAAGCCAGGAGCUGUAUGUUUUUAACUUGACUUCACUCACCAAGUCAGAAAAUAUCUUGUCAGCUUCGUUGCAUUAUUAUAUCAGUGAUCUGCUGGAUGCUGACUGGAACUGUUCCCAGUCCAGAGGCUGUUCUCAUCAUGGGCACAGGAAACCUGAAAUUCAAAUACAUCUUUCAGUGUGGACUUUUCCAUCUGUUGGGAACCAGACCCGGAGUCUGGGCCACUUCCUAAUAAACAUCUCCAGCUCUUAUGGCGAUGUCCUUUCCUGGCAGUGGAAAGAUAUCACUCAGGUCCUGCACAAAGCUAAACAGAGCAAUGAACUUCUGAUUGGUGUCAGAAUGGAUUCAACCAGCCGUCACCAGUGGAAAAGGGCACCUUUUCACUAUGAGCCCUACAUUUUGAUAUAUGCCAAUGAUUCUGCCAUUUCUGAGCCAGAGAGCGUUGUCUCUAGUUUGCAAGGGCACCACAAUCCUUUGGCAAGGGUCUUCCCUAGGCCAGAAAACCGCAUGAGGAGCAGCCUUGGAAAGCGGCGGCGAAAACGCUCCACCAACGUCCUGUUGCCAUUGCAGAAUAAUGAGCUUCCAGGAGCCGAGUACCAGUACAAUGAGGAUGAGAGGUGGGAAGACAGAAAACCAUACAAAACUUUCCAGCCUCGACUGGCAGAGAGAGCAAAGAGUAAGAAAAAGCAGAGGAAGAACCAUCACCAGAAGAGCCAGACUCUCCAGUUUGAUGAGCAGACCUUGAAGAAGGCGAGGAGGAAGCAGUGGAAUGAGCCACGGUAUUGCGCCCGGCGCUAUCUGAAGGUGGAUUUUGCUGACAUUGGCUGGAGCGAGUGGAUUAUUUCCCCGAAAUCCUUUGAUGCCUAUUACUGCUCAGGGGAAUGUCAGUUCCCAAUUCCAAAGGCCUUGAAGCCAUCCAACCAUGCCACCAUCCAGAGCAUAGUGAGAGCUGUCGGCGUUGUCCCUGGAAUUCCCGAGCCGUGCUGUGUUCCUGACAAAAUGUCUUCUCUCAGCAUCUUAUUCUUUGAUGAAAAUAAGAAUGUGGUUCUCAAGGUGUACCCCAACAUGACAGUAGAAUCCUGCGCCUGCAGAUAACAUCUCAGAAGACCAUUGAGAAGCACUAAGGUGAUUACUCGCUGUUCAGUGGGGUUCUUUUCAUGAUUUAUACUUUUCGUUUGCACUGCCAAGGCAUUUCCUUCUGGGGGAAAAUAAAUAAAUAAAUCCAAACAAAAAAAAGAUGAAAAUGGAGUGGAUUCUGAAUAGCAAUUCCGAAGGAAGGGAACGUGAACUUCAUUCAUCUUUAAAUUUGAUUAAGGUGUUAAAUCAUGGCAACAGAGACUGACUGUUGCUGUUGAAACUGAGAGAUGAAAGAGAAAUUUACAGAAGAUUUUGAGAUUUUGGGGACUGUCAGAAGGACAUACUGGUCUAUUUUUGUACAUGACUUUGGAAACAGCAGUAGCUGUUAAGUUUUUGUCUCCGUUCUUCUGGUGACUGAUGGGGAGGGAGAUUUGAAAUAUACUUUCAUUCAUUUUAAAGCUAAGCUUCCCGUCAUAGGUUACUGAGUAGUGCAGCAAGAAAAAAAAACUAAACAAAUCUGACAUUCUAAGAGCCUUAGAUAACCCAAUUCAGAAUUAUAUUUCCUUGGUAUGACAUGUCGUUGACUGCAUGCACGCGUUAAUUUUUGAUAACUUAUUCUUCAUAACUCAGCUUACGAGAUGUCAGUGCCCUUGGCUGAAGAAGGCAAAACAUAUCACUGCUGCAUGGCAAAUUGUGGUAUCUAAGAAGGACUUCUCUUACAUGCCACUGUAGAAACACAGCAGGCAAAGGGUAUGAAAGUGCCACACUCAGUGAUGUCUUCAUAACAGAUAUUCUAGAGCAUAUCUGCAAAUAAUCUAUGAGUAAGUUAUGGUAGUUAAUUCCUAACGUGAAAUUAUUUGGUCCGUAACUCUUAUCUGUAGACCUUCAUGACAGUUAUUUUACCAGAACUAGCUCUGGUUUGUGAGUUUUGAUGUUAUAUUAAUCAGCUAGCAGCUUUUCUUUUUCUUGUUGCUUCUACUCUGUAAAUGUGUUGUACCUGUGCUGUUAAUUUAAGGUUUCUUACCAGCAAGUUUUGCACAACAAAAAUACAAAACAUGCUUUCCACAAGAAAAAUUAAUGUGAGAAACUAAAAGUAGGGAAAGAAGGAUCUAAUAAAUCAUAGGCACCUCUGAAAAACGUUGGUUCUGUUUUUGGGUGGAUGUCAGAGGAAUACUUCAAGCUUUAAGUUUCUAGCGAUGUCCUCUAUAGUGGAUGAAGCUUUGUAAAGCACUUCUGGCUGACAAGACCCAUGUUUUAGUUCAUGCUAAGAGUAAACAUUAAUCUUUUGGGUAAAUUAUCUACAUAAUCGACUGUAGUGUGCUUAAAGGGAAAAUAUUCAUGAGGAAUAUCUUAAUUCCCCAUGGUCAGGAGAGUUCAGUUCUCUACUUUGGAGUCAGUGGUUCUCCGUGUUUUGAAGGUGAUCGGCUUUCCCACAUGAAUGCCUCCUUGCAGCUUCAUAGCUAUGUGAAGGCAAUUUAAACACUUGAUGAUUGAUUCUUAUGUUUGGUCACUGGUGCUAUCGUGUUUACCAAUCUGAGUCAUGUGCAUGGGUGUGAGAGGUGUGGACGUAGAUCAUAUAACCCAGGAUCCUUUUAGUAAUCGUUUUUUACUGCGUGAAGUCUCAGUGGAAGCUGAUGGGAGUUUCACUUCAAAACAAAAAAAAAAAAAAAAAAGAGAAAAAAAGUAACAGCACAGAUUAGUCCCAGAUGCAAGUCAGGCUCACAGCCCUUCCAUUAUCCCUCUUGAAAAGAAUAUCCCAAUAAUGCAGCCUGAAACCUUAUUGGCUGGAAUUAAGCAAGAGUAAGCAGCACAGCUUUAGACCCAAUUGCUGUAUGUUAGGAAUCCAAGACUUUAACAGCAUCACCUGAAAAGGAGCAUAAUGAUGUUCUGCUUGGCUGUCACUGGGGCACACCCACUCUUUGUCAAUAACUGUGGAAUGUGGAACAGGUGCAACCUCCCAAGUAAAAUCUGAUCUGCCUCUUCCAACUCUACACUGAGUGUUAACUCUGUGUGUGAGACAUUUAUGCACAGGACUUGUUCUUGCAUUUGUGUUUUUAGGUGCAGCUUUCUAAAUAAAGCCAUUUUUAGAAUCUGUAAGAUGUUAAUCACCUAAGCAGUGAUGUCUGUAUAUAACGUUGUAUGAGUAGGGACUUCAAAAUAAUAUCCAACCAAUGUUAUUAAUCACCAUUCUAGUCUUAAAUCAGCAUGAGGGGCUUUCGCCACAUAUUCUGUUUUUUGAAAUUCUAUAAAUUGAUGAAUGGCACCGCUUCCCAUCUAAUUAUAUAGCAUCUAAUGCCAGCGUGUUAUUUUUAUGGUUUUAUUUUUAUGCAGCGGCAGAGCACGUUUCAUGAGGUGCCACAUGCCCAUGGGGUUGUGAAUCACUCUGCUCUGGUGCAGGACUGGUCCAAAAGCUUUGGAUGUUCAUUUCUGAGGAGAUGCUUGGAAGUUUGCAGGAGACGGACUGUUUGUUGAGAGACCCAUUCCUCCUUGUAAAAACAGCCUUUGUAAAUGGUUUCUUUUUAAAAGUUAAUGUAUGUACAGACAAUGUCAAAUAAAGAAAAAUAGCAAAAAAAAAAAAAGUUAUUUUGUAUAUGGAAAGAAACUUUUACAGAUACUUUUAAUUUAUUUUAUAUCUGUGGCCAUCUUGUCCUUUUCCUAUUUUCGUCUCAACGCUCUCUGAACAAUACAAUUGUCACUGUUGUUGCAAAGAUGAAAAGCAAAGACCAUGGUCAGGUUCACAACGACAAAUCACAGCAGCACUGUGAAAGAUACAUUUCACUACUGAUGUAUAAGCUUGCCUAAUUUGUAUUUGUUUCCUUUCAGUAACAGGAAACUUUCACUAUGAACUCUGGAUAAAAUAUAAAAUAAAAUCACUUUUUACAUGAAAA